AUGGAUCACCUUCGACAGACAUUUGCCCAAUGCCAGGGAGAAGGCCGCCCGGCCCUGGUCACCUACGUGACAGCAGGCUUUCCCCGCGUGGAGGAAACUCGUGACAUUUUGCUGGGCAUGCAAGCCGGAGGCGCUGAUAUUAUUGAGCUCGGUCUGCCUUUCACCGAUCCAAUCGCUGACGGCCCAACAAUUCAAAAAUCCAAUUUGAAAGCGCUCGAGAAUGGUGUUACCAUCUCCUCGAUGUUGGACAUGGUCCGCGACGCCCGCCGAAAUGGACUCAGAACGCCUGUGCUCUUUAUGGGCUACUAUAACCCAAUCCUGCGGUACGGGGAAGACAAUUUCCUUGCGGAUUGCAAAGAGGCAGGCGUCAAUGGCUUUAUCGUAGUCGAUUUGCCUCUGAAGGAAGCAAUUCGAUUCCGUAAUGGCUGUACAAAGGCGAGUCUAUCCUACAUACCUCUGAUCGCACCUUCCACAACCGAGGAGCGAAUGAAAACCCUCUGCACCAUGGCCGACUCAUUCAUCUACCUUGUCUCUCGCAUGGGCGUUACUGGUGCUACUGGAACACUCAACACCGAGCUCCCUGUUCUCAUUAAGCGUGUCAAGGAGCUUUCGGGCAACGUUCCUGUGGCGGUUGGGUUUGGAAUUAGCACGCGCGAGCACUUCCUGAGCGUGACCUCUAUCGCCGACGGCGCCGUCAUCGGCAGUCAAGUAAUUACGGUUCUUGGUGACGCUCCAGCUGGCCAAGCCGCACAAUUUGUCGAGGACUACUGCUCGCAAAUCACACAGAGAAAGGUCGCUCUAGAUGGUUCGGUCGCUGUGGCUCCCUCAGCUCCCGAGAUGAGUGCGCCUGACUCGGCCGUGGACUCCGAGGGAGCUAUUUCUACCGAUGGCCCCGGCCGGUUUGGUACUUUCGGCGGUCAAUAUGCCCCAGAAGCCUUGAUCACUUGUCUGGAUGAAUUGGAUGCCGGUUUCCAAACUGCGGUGAAUGAUCCGACCUUCUGGGAAGAAUACAAAUCCUACUAUCCUUAUAUGGGCCGUCCAUCUAGUCUGCAUCUAGCUGAACGGCUUACCGAGUACGCGGGCGGAGCCAACAUCUGGCUAAAACGCGAGGAUUUGAACCACACGGGAUCUCAUAAGAUCAACAAUGCCUUGGGUCAAAUUCUCGUUGCUCGUCGACUCGGAAAGACAGAAAUUAUCGCCGAAACGGGAGCAGGCCAGCAUGGCGUCGCUACCGCCACCGUCUGCGCGAAAUUCGGUAUGAAAUGUACAAUUUACAUGGGCGCAGAGGACGUCCGUCGCCAGGCAUUGAAUGUCUUCCGGAUUCGCUUGCUAGGUGCCACUGUCAUCCCCGUCGAGUCAGGCUCGCGUACCCUCCGUGAUGCAGUGAACGAAGCGUUCCGCGCCUGGAUUGUUCGACUGGACACAACACAUUAUAUCAUCGGCUCAGCAAUCGGACCACAUCCGUUCCCGACUAUGGUUCGCACUUUUCAAAGUGUGAUCGGAGACGAAACAAAAGCCCAACUACGGGACCUAGGCAAAAGCCCCGACGCCGUGGUUGCUUGCGUGGGAGGUGGCUCGAACGCAGUGGGCAUGUUUUAUCCAUUCUCUAAGGAUUCGUCUGUGCAACUAGUUGGUGUGGAAGCUAGCGGAGAUGGGCUUGAUACGGCUCGGCAUUCAGCGACGCUAAGUGGAGGCUCUGUGGGAGUUCUGCAUGGGGUUCGGACAUAUGUCCUGCAGGAUCAGCAUGGCCAAAUCUCCAACACCCAUUCUGUCUCUGCGGGGCUUGAUUACCCGGGAGUCGGGCCGGAACUUGCAAACUGGAAAGAGAGUGACCGGGCUACAUUUAUCUCGGCUACUGAUGCCCAGGCCCUACAGGGCUUCCGCCUGCUGAGCCAGCUCGAAGGCAUUAUACCCGCAUUGGAGACCUCUCACGCGGUAUGGGGCGCUGUCGAGACAGCCAAAAAGCUGGGUCCUAACAAAGAAAUCGUCUUGUGCUUGAGUGGCCGUGGAGAUAAAGAUGUGCAAACUGUGGCCGAUGAACUGCCCAAUCUUGGGCCCCAGAUUGGAUGGGACUUGCGAUUUUGA
Messenger RNA from Penicillium atrosanguineum, 2085 nucleotides. RefSeq lists its product as uncharacterized. The coding region runs from base 1 to 2085 and encodes 694 amino acids. Gene Ontology annotation, molecular function: tryptophan synthase activity. Gene Ontology annotation, cellular component: cytoplasm. Lineage: Eukaryota; Fungi; Ascomycota; Eurotiomycetes; Eurotiales; Aspergillaceae. The transcript has 3 exons. The record is from RefSeq and is a predicted model, not a curated record. Gene Ontology annotation, biological process: L-tryptophan biosynthetic process.